Messenger RNA from Fraxinus pennsylvanica, 4812 nucleotides. The record is from the annotation of a GenBank genome assembly. Lineage: Eukaryota; Viridiplantae; Streptophyta; Magnoliopsida; Lamiales; Oleaceae.
AUGGAGGAUGAAGAGACUUUAUCGCAUGCCAAUGAACCAUUUAAUUUUGAAAUGAAACAGGAAACACUGGAAAAUGAAGAGAAUAAAAACACCGAGCAAUCCGAGUCGUUUUCUGAAUUGGAUGACUCGAAUUUAAGUGUAGGUGGAGAAAAUGUCGAUGCGGAGAUGUCAGAGGAGAAGGCGGAGAAGCUGCCUGCGGUAGUGGAAGUUGGAGAAAAGUCUAUUACGGAGAAAUAUGAUGUAACGGGACCGGAAUUGGAAGUGGAUGCAGUGGAGCUUGAUAUUGGCGGUGGAGAAAACAGCGUAUUCGAGAGAGUUGAUACGAUGGUGCUUACGGCUGAAGAGGCGGAGGCAGAUGAGACUCAGGCGUUGGAGAGCGAAGUGGGAGGAAUGAAAGGUGGCUGUGAUAGCGGGGAGUCACUGCUUGCUUCGAAGGGUGAGGAGGAAUUGGUGUCGGUGGUAGCAGGUGAUGGAAGCAAGGUUAGUUCUGGCACAUGGGAUUUGAGACCUCAUGCUCGGUCGGAUAUGGACGUGAUCGGUGAAGCGCCAGUGGAAAGAGAGGGAAUGGAAGCGAGGGGUCCCGAAGCCACAGCUGAGAUAGAGGAGAGAGGCAAGGGACAGCACAUUGAGAAAGAGGAAGGAACUGAGCUGGAGCCAGAGAGAACUCAAAUUCUUGAAAAUGAUUCAGGGACAGUAGUGGAAGCUGGUGUAGGCAGCGAGAAGGUUACAGAUAAGAUAAAUGAUUCAGAAGGUGGGACUACUGAGAAACUGGUCGGAACUGUAGAAGAAACAAGUGAUUCUAGGACCCAAAUUGAGGUGGUGAAUUGUAGUGAAGGAGAGCAGGUUCACGAAUCCAAUGGUGGUAUGGGAAAUUUUGGCACUGAAAUGAAAGAUAAGAGUGCUGCAGAUGGGUCGGUUGCUGAGGAGAGUUUGAUGGUCAGAACCAUAACGGAGGAGAAGGAUAUCGGCGUUGAGGUUUCAAAAGGCCCCGAGUUAUCUGAGCCUGCAAAUGCAGCAGAAAUUGAGGAGGUAGAAGCAGUGUCUGGAGAGGAGAUUUCAGCAGGAGAUACUAAAAUGGAAACAGAGGCAUGCAUGGAAAUAGAAAUGACGAGGGAUGACAUGGUCCAGGAGAUUCAAGUGGUUGAUUUGCAAAUGGAAGCUGAGGUGGUGGAAAUGAAUGAUGGGAUUGAGGCAAUCCCACCUGAGGAUUCACUAAGGGAGACAGGGAAAACAAAAAGUGAUUGGGAUGAGCCUGGUCAGGAUUUGGAUGAUCCACUGGCUGCAAUAAAAUCUGAAGAUGAAGCAAUGACUGCAGAGGACACUGAAAUGGAGACUGAAACAGAUGUGGCUGAACUGGUGAAAUCGUCUGAAGAGAAGCUGAAGAGGGGGAGGAAUUCAAAAAGUCCAUCAAGUUAUCAGGCCACAGCAAAAGCUUCUGCUAGGAAGAAGGUGGGAGAGGACGUCUGUUUCAUUUGCUUUGAUGGUGGGGACCUAGUGCUAUGUGAUCGCCGAGGUUGCCCCAAAGCUUAUCAUCCAUCUUGUGUAAAUCGAGAUGUGGCCUUCUUCAACACUAAGGGUCGCUGGAACUGCGGUUGGCAUAUGUGCAGCAUUUGUGAGAAGAAUGCCCACUAUAUGUGUUAUACAUGCACAUAUUCCUCGUGCAAGGGUUGCAUUAAAGACGCUGUCAUCUUUUGUGUCCGAGGAAAUAAAGGCUUUUGUGAGACCUGCAUGAGAACUGUUAUGCUAAUUGAGAACAAUCAACAGGAAAAUGCUCAAAUAGAUUUUGAUGACAAAAGUAACUGGGAGUAUCUAUUCAGGGAUUACUAUAUAGAUCUCAAAUCGAAGCUAUCCCUCUCUUCAGUUGAAGUUGCAGGGGCUAAGCAUCCAUGGAAGGGCAGUAAACAAGAAUUGCCUGAGGAACAGAUUGAUGCUGAUUAUGAUGGAGGAUCUGCUUCAGAUGACUUUAUUGAGAGCCAGAAAACCAGUAAAUCUAAGAGAAGAAAGCUUAAGAAACGAUCAAAACCCGUCACCAAAGAAGUGGAAUCCAUUAGUGCAGGUGUGUCAGCCCGCAAUGAGAACAUUUCAUCAUCAGAGGACACUGAAUGGGCUACAAAAGAGCUUCUCGAAUUUGUUUCACAUAUGAGAAAUGGUGACGUAUCUGUGCUAUCUCAGUUUGAUGUACAAGCUCUUCUGCUUGAAUAUAUCAAAAGAAACAAACUUCGUGAUCCUCGCCGGAAAAGUCAAAUUAUCUGUGAUUCAAGGCUUGGAAAUCUAUUUGGAAAACCGCGAGUUGGACAUUUUGAAAUGUUAAAACUUCUUGAAUCUCAUUUUCCUUUGAAAAAGGAUAAGACGGAAGAAGUUCAAGGGAGUUUUGUUGGCACUGAAAGUAACCUGUUGGAGGUUGAUGACAAUGCCGACACCCAAGUCAGGGGGGUCAAAGGUAGGAAAAGCAAAACACUCAAGAAAGGUGACAGAAGGGGCCCUCAGUCAAAUCUUGAGGAUUAUGCUGCCAUUGACACGCACAACAUGAGCUUAAUUUACCUGCGUCGGAAGUUGAUGGAGGACUUACUCGAAGAUGUUGAGAAGUUUCAUGAUAAAGUUGUUGGAGCUUUGGUGAGAAUAAGAAUUUCUGGUAGUAGUCAAAAGCAAGACCUGUAUAGACUAGUGCAAAUUGUAGGCACAAGCAAAGCUGUGGAGCCAUAUAAAAUUGGCAAAAAAAAUUGUGAUACGAUGCUGGAGAUAUUAAAUCUAGACAAGGCGGAGGUCAUUUCAAUUGAUACUAUCUCAAAUCAAGAGUUCACUGAGCUUAGAGAGUGUGUGGAAAAAUUACAACUUUUGAAGACUCCUGAAGAACGCCAUCGCAGACUAGAGGAAAUUCCUGAAAUACAUGCAGAUCCCAAAAUGGAUCCAAGUUAUGAGUCUGACGAGGAUGACAGUGAAGCUGACAACAGUAGACGAGAUUCUUUGAUGAUAUCUAGAAGUUCUAGCUUUAACAGGAGAGGAAGAGGUCUUAUCUCUCCAGGAAGUGAUUAUAAUGCAAAAGAUACUUGGAAUGGCUCAGAAAAUGUUUCAAUUAAGAAUUGGGAAUCGAGCAGAAACCUCUCAAGCAAGAGUAUGUAUACUGAUGCUGCUCAUUCUGGUGAAAUAGUAAAUGAAAAUGCACAGAACCAAGGAAGAGACACGAACGUUCAAGAAUCUAAAUCUGUUGCUUCACUCGUAACUUCAACAGUAUCUCUCUCAGAUGGUGUGGCAGAAACUGCAGUCAAGGUAAUUGAAACUGAAAAGGUUUGGCAUUACAAGGAUCCUUCUGGAAAAGUGCAAGGACCAUUUUCCAUGGUGCAGUUGCAUAAAUGGAACAGCACAGGGUACUUCCCUGAGGAUCUGAGAAUCUGGAGAACCACAUUAGAACAAGACCCUAUACGUCUUAUUGAUGCAUUGGCAGGGAAAUAUCAGAGAGAAUCACGGGCAGUUGACAAUAGAUUUCCAGCAAUUGAUUCUAUGCAUAGUCUGGGUAUCUCAUCACAUCAUCCUGAAAAUUUGGUUGGAAAUGAUUCUACAAACCUACCAUCUCCUACUCCAAAACAAAAAAAUGCAGGAUGGACGGGAGAAGGCGGGGUUCUUCUCCAUGGUGCUACUCAAUAUCCCAGUGGCAAUGGAUUGCUUAAUUCACCUACUCCUGCCUUACCAAACACCAUGACAUACUCUUCUUCUGCUUCAGUUCUGAAGUCUCCUGUCCAAUCUAGCGCUGGUUUUACUCCAACAUCGAACUCUGAAAAAGGUACUCUUGCAGGAUAUGUAGAUGCUCUACAAAUUCAGUCAAAUGUGAUUAGUGAACCACAUGCUGUACAGAUGCAUGGCCAUCUGCCCACUAUCGUCCAGUCAGGUGCUAUUAGUCUGAACCCUUAUGUUGACACUCAUGGUUUGGGCAGUGUUCCACAGUCUGGACAAGGCCAGGCCCAAGGUUGGGGUGGCAUUAAGUUGGAUGUUCAGAACUCUGUCGGAAAUUUCUCAAACUCAAGUAUUGCAGCUAUGCCUCAACCUGGUUUCUGGAGACCAUCUACACAGAGCAGUCUACCCAACAUGCUGCCCCGCAGUACACAAAACAUACCAUGGGGCAUGAGACCUGAAAAUCCAAACACAGGGUGGGGUAAUGUGCGGGCAAAUCCAAACACGGGGUGGGCAACACCCACACCGGGAAGUACUAAUGUAAAUGUGGGACUGGCUGUUCAAGCACCUGCUCUAGGAAAUACUUCUGGUUUGGUUGGUCCUUCAGGAAAUCCCGGAACUACUGUUGAAGGGCCGGUUCCUGGAAAUGUGAAUUCUGGUUGGGUUGCAACUCCAAGUUGGGGGGGUGCUCCAGUUCAAGGGCCAGUACCAGUACCUGAGAAUGGGUGGGGAGCACCUAGUGGAAGUUCAGGAUUUACCAUUCAAGGACUCGUACAAGCAAACCUGAAUCAAGGUUUUGUUGCUCCAGCUGGGAGCCAAGGUACGUGGGGAGGUGAACAAAACCAUAAUGGAGGUCAAUUCUCCAGUCAAAGGGAAACGAGAGAUUCUGGUUUUGGUGGCGGAAGGACUACUUGGAACAGAGAGUCAUCAUUUGGCAGUGGAGGUUCUAGACCUUUCAAUAGGCGGGUUGCAGUUUGUCCAUACAAUGCAAACGGGAGAUUUUCUAUGAUCCCUGCUCGACCUGUCCGAUCUUUUUUGCUUCAGUGGAACACAAGUUUCUUGUGCCUUGAUAGAAGUUUGGGAUCUUGGAAUAUGCUACAAGAGUAUUCCUGGGUUGCCGUGUUCUUGUUGGAAUGCAGUCUCUGA